UUAAUUUAAAAUAAUAGUUAUAUUUUAGAAGAUUAAAAACAAAAAAAAACGUAAAACCUAACCAAUAUCCAGAUUAAACAGAUUUAUUGUCUUUUUUAUUAAAAAUAACGAAACUAAUAAUCACAUUCCGCGCAAGGCGCGGGUUAUUACCUAGUAAAAAAUUAAAAAUGUAUGUUUGUUUCGACUUUACAUGCCUUGCAUCUUUACGUGAUGUAUAUGUGUUAUACAAGUUGGACUUAAAAAAAAAAAAAAAAAAAAGAUGGACUUUUGAAAUUUCUUAUUACAAUGGGCCAGUAAAGAUAAUUAAGAAACUCAUUAAUAUUGAAGCCCAAAAGAUGCAACCAUACUGGUUCAACAAAAUCAAAUCAUAUCUGCUUAUACUUUUAAAACGUGGUUUUUUUUUUUAAAAUUAUACAGACAUAUCCCGGCUCCACAGAAGUGAUGCAGACUAGUCACGUAUUGUCACGUGUCGGUCAUCUGUCCCUGGCGAUGCCAAAUGUUAAUUCCCCAGUGACCGGGAUUCGAACCCAGGUGGCAGUAUUCACAGCUGUAAGCUCUUUACCACUAGAGCUAGAAGCCCCAGUUAAAACGUGGUUUAUUUGGUUUAGAUUCCCUUAGAAUAUGUUCUUUUAGAAAGAAUAUGGUUCUGUGGUGACUAGUGAGUGACCACUCACGCAACAACUUGUUCAGUGCGAGAAUAUUUUUUUAGUCGAGAAGCUUAAGUUAGCUUUGAAUGAAGUUUGUUAUAUUGAGUAGAAAGUAAAGAGAUGGGUUCGAUUGAUGAAGAAACGUCACUCCUUGAAGCUGAACAAUCUCUUUUACAGGAAGAAGUGAAACUGUAUGCUGAAGAUGGGUCAGUAGACAUUAAUGGAAACCCACCAUUGAAGCAGAAAACAGGAAAUUGGAAAGCUUGCCCAUUCAUUUUUGCCAAUGAAUGCUGUGAACGGUUGGCUUAUUAUGGCAUUGCCAAGAAUCUAAUCACUUACUUCACAAAUGAAUUGCACGAGACCAAUGUUUCUGCAGCUAGACACGUCAUGACAUGGCAAGGCACAUGUUAUAUCACUCCUCUACUUGGAGCUCUAAUAGCUGAUGCUUAUUGGGGAAGAUAUUUGACAAUUGCUUGUUUCUCUGCCAUUUAUUUCAUCGGAAUGGUCGCACUGACACUCUCAGCUUCAAUUCCGGGUCUGAAGCCAGCAGAAUGUAUAGGUUCCAUCUGUCCACCAGCAACAACCUCUCAGCAAGCAGUUUUAUUUUCAGGGCUUUACCUUAUCGCUCUUGGUACUGGAGGAAUCAAACCAUGUGUCUCCUCCUUUGGUGCUGAUCAGUUUGACCAGACCGAUCCAAAUGAACGAGACAGAAAAGCUUCUUUCUUCAACUGGUUCUACUUCUCAAUCAACGUUGGUGCGUUUGUCUCAUCUACUCUUCUAGUAUGGGUUCAAGAGAAUUGUGGGUGGGAGCUAGGGUUCAUGAUACCAACCGUGUUCAUGGGACUCGCUACAGCUAGUUUCUUCUUCGGCACUCCUCUUUAUAGGUUUCAGAAACCUAGAGGCAGUCCCAUUACUAGAGCUUGCCAAGUUCUUGUAGCCGCAUACCGUAACAUGAACCUAAGGCUCCCUGAAGAAAACCACACACCUCUGUCCGAAGUAACGGACGGUUACAAGUUUCUUGACAAAGCCGCAAUGAUCUCAGAAGAAGACACCAUUCACGACCCGUGGAAGCUAUGUACUGUGACUCAAGUCGAAGAGGUUAAGAUUAUAUUACGUUUGUUCCCUAUUUGGGCCUCAGGGAUCAUCUUCUCAGUCCUCCACUCACAGAUCUACACUCUUUAUGUCCAACAAGGACGGUCCAUGCAACGAACCAUAGGCUCAUUUGAGAUCCCUCCAGCUACUCUAGGCAUGUUCGACACUGCAAGUGUUCUCAUAACCGUUCCAAUCUAUGAUAGACUCAUCGUUCCCUUUGUGAGAAGGUUCACAGGCUUAGCUAAAGGCUUCACUGACCUACAACGCAUGGGGAUUGGACUGUUCGUCUCUGUCUUGAGCUUAGCAGUUGCAGCUGUAGUUGAGACGGUUCGGUUACGUUUAGCUCGAGAAAGUGGAGAUAUGACAAUCUUCUGGCAAGUCCCUCAGUACUUUCUUAUGGGGACUGCUGGUUUUUUCUUCGUUGGUCGGAUUCAGUUUUUCUAUGAGCAGUCUCCAGAUACAAUGAGAAGUUUGUGUAAUGCUUGGGCACUUCUUACUACUACGCUUGGAAACUACUUGAGUUCGAUGAUUGUUACGGCUGUGGCGUGUUUGAGCGGGAAAGAUGAUGGUUGGAUUCCUUCAGACAACCUUAACAACGGACAUCUUGAUUACUUCUUUUGGCUUUUGGUCUGUCUUGGGUCUGUGAACAUUCCAGUUUUUGUCCUCUUCUCUGUUAGAUACACGCAGAAGAAGGUUUAGUGAGGUUUUAUUUCAUUCUUCUUCUUGGUUCCACACCUGAAGUAUGUAAAACUUAUUUCGUCAUUUGUUAAUGCCAUGGAGGAUCUUGUUUGUACUAUCAAGAAAACUUGUUAAAGAAGAAACACUGAUGUUUCUUAGAUAUGUUUUAGAUAGAAUGAUGUGCAUUAUAUAAAUCGUCGUAGUUUAUCUUCUUGGCGUUUGGUUUUCGAUUCGGUUUCUGUUCAAGUUCAAGUUUUUCAGUUUUUCUGAUUCUAGACAUAUAGAAAUUCUUUGCUAUUUAUGAAAUUUGGUUUGGUUUGGUUUGGAUAAAUUUGGCUGACUUGUAGUCUAAAUAAUUUCACAGCCGUGUCUAAGAAGUCUACAGGCACUAUAUAUAUCGUAAUAGAAGUAAAUAGAGUUUAUUCUGUUAAGCUCAAUUCUCAAAAUUUAUUUGAUUGAAAUGCUGAAAAAAAUUGUUUCCAAGAGAAGAAAUAUGAUAGUAAGUGUGGUUGUAUUCUUUUUCCUUAUCAUGGUUUUUAUCCCAUAAAAUUUUUCUAUGUCAAAGUUUUAACGAUGCAAUAAAGAACACACAAAAGAUAGACACUUAAAAGAGAAUGUUACAAUUUGAGAGAUGAAAGUCUAUCACUGUUCUAAAGUUUUUGAGAUAAAAAAGAAAAUUAUCAAUUCAAGACUCAAGCACUGUCGAAGAAUGGCGAUGUCAGUGUUCUAUUCAAGUGACAGUUUAGCUGAUUUAUUCACGAAGGUGUUACCCACUGCUACUUCCAAGAAACUAAUUCAUCUUAUCAGAAUACUUUGUCUCUAAGAUCUCGACGUAUGUUACACAUGAGUAGAAGUUAUUACGCGAUGCACUCUUUUUUCCUUAACCAUAUUUUUUCCCAUUGGAUUUUUCUAGGGAGUUUUUUAGUUAGGCAGCAUCUACGGCAUUUUGAAAGCAUGGUAUAAUGGACAUCAAGGAGAAAUGUUAUGAAUAUUAUGUGAUGUCUCUUAUAAAAAGUACUAGAUUUACUUGAUUAUCAAGUAUACUUAUUCUCCAAGUUCUACUUGGUACCCAAACUAUUGUAAUCAUGUAUAAAGAACUCAUUACUCAUGAAAUAAGAUACACUAAUUCCUCUUUUUCUCUUUUCUACUUAUAAUAUCAGUACGAUUUGAUGUUCCUUUAAUUUAUAUUGAUCUUUCUUUGGUGCAAUUACAUUAAAAUUGCUUUUACAAUUCUUAUAUGUUGAGGAUUUUCAAAAAAGAAAUUACUAUCAAAUAAUUUUUAUUAAAUAAAUAUAUAUUUAUGAUCAAUAUUUUUAACACAUGUAGUAUUUAUUGUCAUGUGUCACAAUCAUGUUUAUUAGCAAUUUUUAAGAACAAAAUUUUAUAUAAUAAGAUAUUUACCUAGAUUUUAGGAAACAUUUUAUCUCUACAUCAAUAACUUCCUUGUCCUUCUUAUCUUUUUCUGCUUCUUUGUUGGUGGUUCCGCCGCUGACGAAACUUCAGCCUUCGUUCUGUUGUUCUUGUUCUCAUUCCUCUGCACAUCUCAAAAUCUUCUAACAAACCUACCAGCAUGUAUAUAUGUUAUAAAGUUCACAAGUUGUGGGUCAUCUGCUUCAACCGGCCACUGAUGAAACAGAUCUUGUAGAGACUUCUUCAUAACCAUUUUCCUCAAUGGCACGUACAAAAGUAACUAAUAACUCAGCCAUUAAUAACUCAGUCACCAAACCUCAUAACUCAGUCAAGAAUAACUAAUAACUCAGUCAUUUCUCAUAAUUCAACUAUCAAUAAAUUAUAACUUAGUCACCAGUAACUCAUAACUCAACCACAAUAUAAAUAAAAACUCAUCCAUCGAUACCUACCUCGUCACCAUGGAUACGACCUCAUUGCUUCAUCAUCGAAUACUCUUUUUGCACAUUCAAAUGGUAUCCAAAAAUUGUGAUGCAAAGCAUAAAGUCCCAUAGCUUGAAAAACUAAUAGCCCUAACCAUUUACGCUUUUCAAAACUCAAGGGCCGAUAGACCUCUAAUGCUAGCCUCAGUUCAUCUAACUUCGGUCCCACCCCAUGUGGCACAUUCAACUCCUUCCAGAAUGUUUUGUAUUGGUGAGGUUCAAAACUUUCUAUCGGUAGUGGACAUGUAUUUAACCCAGUGAUCGCACCGAAUUCGUUUAAGCUAAACCUCAUAAGUUGAUCAACAACGAGGCUCCAAAUCUCCUUCUUAUAUACUCGCAGCUGCCUACAUAGUAGAUAGUGUACAGUCCUACAAAACCACACAAAUUUGCUAUCUAGCUUAGCAAUCAUUCCAACGGGAAACUCCUUCAGGUGAUCCCACGCAUCAUGUCCUAUUGCUUCUCUGACGUUAGGGAACUCUCCCUUAUGGCAACUGUGAUUAAUCUCUUUAUUUUCUAGAUUGGAAGCCUCUUAUGCGUAAAGUUUGGAAGGUAAUCCCGUGCUUGAUCUUCAGGAACAUCCAUCUAAUAAUAAAAACAUAUAUAACUUAGCCGAAAUAGAUUAUAAAUCAGCCGCAAUUGAAAACUAUCUCCGCAAAAACAUAUAAUCUAACUCAGCCGCAAAUGGAACACUAACUCAGUCAGAACAUAAUAUAUAACUCAGUCGGAAUGAAAAUCAAACUCAGACACAACAUAAAUAGAACACAUCAACAUCAUAAAUCAAACUUAGUGACACCAUACCGGAGAAGACGAUUUUGGGAGAUUGCGAACAAGACGGUUUCCGAGAAGAAGAAUACAAUUUCGACGAAGACGACGAAGACAAUAUCGGAUAAAGCAGGUUCGAAUGUAACAAAAAAACGAUAAAAAAUAAUGUGUUACGGUUUAAACAAGAGAACAAAGGAAGUUGUGGUGUUUGAAUUAAGACUAAGACGUCGAUUGAUUAACCUCUCUCUUUUGAUCACUGUUUUGAUGAGGAGGAUUACAAAUUUAGUGAUGUGGUAUUGAUAAUUAAAAUUAUUCUUAACUAAAAAAAGUUAAGCAAGAGUCUUUUGUGUGAUUUACUAGGGACUAAAAACAUUCUAGUGAUUAAAAACUUUUCUAUAAUACUCUAGUAAUAUAGCAACUUUUCUGUGUUAAUCUAGUUAUUUUCUCAUGUAGGACAUCGGAUUUUUUUGUUAGGUACUUAGGUUCCAGUUCUGUUUUCGGUCCUCGUUCAACGUAUCGCGGUUUAAACUUGGGCUUUGUAAUUCAACAGGCACAAUAUGACCCGGAACGAAGAAUCUGAUUAUGUCCGGGUCAAGCACAUCGGAGACGCCAAGAGAAAAAAAUAAGGAAAGGAAUCGCGACUGUUAUUCGAGGAGAAUGGAGGUUCAUCGAAGAAGAUGAUCGCAACGCAGGAAGAGAUGGUCGCAGCUAAAGUACCUCUCGGUUACAGAGACCAGUGCGCUCAUCUCCUGAUUCCGCUCAACAAAUGUCGCCAGGCCGAGCUCUUCCUCCCAUGGAAAUGCGAGGACGAGCGUCACGUCUACGAGAAGUGCGAGUACGAGCUCGUCAUGGAGCGAAUGCUCGCGAUGCAGAAGAUCCGCGAGGAAGAAGCCAAAGCUAAACUACAAGGGAACGGUGUCCCUCUGAUCCCUAAGACCGCUAACGCUUAGCCUCUCGAUUCAUCGGUUAGUCUAGUACCGUUGGAAUUAGGGUUUUGGUUUAGCGUAAACCGGCUGGGUAAUUGGAUUGGAUCACAAUUGCAGUUUCAUGUCGCUAAACGAACAUGAGAUUCAUUUAUUGUUAGAAGUUAAACAGUACACAACUUAAUUUUAUUCAUUCAUUAAUCUUAACACCCAAAAGCUUCAUAUAUUAGUCUCAAAGUUAACAAGGCAGCCCAACUUUCAUUCAUUCGUCAAUCUUGAUCACUCAAAAAGCUUCAUAUGAUAAGUCUUAAAGUUAACAUGACGCAGUCUCAAUUUUCAUUCAUUCAUUCGUCAAUCUUGAUCACUCAAAAGCUUCAUAUGUUAGUCUUAAAGUAAACAGGGCAUAGCCCAAUUGUUUCUAGAUUUGAUUUUUGUUCUCUGACUUGUACGCUUACAAGUUCUUAAUACUUGAUCAAUGUGUGAACUUGUUUGUUUUAUGUCUACAGUCACUUUGUUUAAAACCUUAAGAAGCAUUAUGAAGUUACAGCCACGAACUACAGAGUUACACUUCUUGAUUUGGUGGAAUAUACUAUAUAUUUCAUAUAGUAUAUAUGUCACAACAGCUACAGAAAGAUUCUCCUGAUAUCUCUUUUUCUCCUUCUCACUUGCAUUGAGUACUACUCUUACAUAUUGUGUGGUUCUUUAUUUCCUUUUUCAUGAGUUUCUCUGCUCUAAAGACAGACCCCUAUAUAUUUGGUCUAAGAUUCUCUAACAUUUCAAUGAUUUUGUUUCACCUGAUGCUUUUUAUCCAUUCUUCUGAGUUCUUAUUCUUACUCUGAAAUUUAUUUGGACAGGGAUUCUCUGGAACUGUGAAGAAGGUGGGGGCUCUGGUUUUCAAUAUAUUCUUCUUGUUACUGAUGAAACAUUUGGUUCUACAUUUUCAGAUGUGUAUGUUCUAAGGCUCUCUCCCAUUGAAAAUAAGAUGUAAACACAUCUCUGGUUUAGUUUACUUUCUUUAAUACUUUGAGAGACAAAAAAAAAGAACUUAUGAGUUGAAAACGUUUCUACCUCUUUUUUAAAGGUCCACAUAUCACUUGAAUUAUUUAUAUAAUCAUAUCAUUUACGAUGAAUGGACCCAUCUAACGAAAUUAUUGAAAUACAGUAUUUUGACUGUAUGUCUUAAAUUAGCAACGAUUAAAGACAAUAAUUCUGAUAUAUAGGCCGGGUUCAAAAACAAAACGCCAACAAUUCAUUAAAUUGAGGGUGAAGAUGCUGGCAAUUGUCGCUAUUUCGAAAAAGGCUGCAUGUGGUGUCUUUGUUAUUUUCGGCGUUUCAGAAUCAAUAAGUUUGAGUUGUAGUAACAAAAAAGUGACAAAAACUAUAGAAAGAGAUGAAGGAGAGGUGAAGGCUAUCUUUGAGUCUCCGAUCACUAUCACUGCGGUUUUGGGGCGAACAAGGCUAUACUCUCAAUUAUUCCCACCUUCGUAUUAUAAGUUUGACUCUUGCUUAGCUGUUUUUUCCAAUGUUUGUUAAAUUUAUUUAAUUCAUUCUAACAAUUUCACCGUUUUACUUUUUCGAUUUUGAUAAUGAAUGGGUUAUGGAGUAUAUGAAGACGUUUUGACAGCUUAAAAUAGUUUUCGCAACCGACUGUUUUGAUUUAGAGUAUCCUCACCGAUAAUGACAUGUUGGCUAACAUUUUCAACACACAUCAACGAAUUUGAGAGAAAAAACGUAUUAUUCACGUUCUUAGUUAAUCAUCUAUGUUCCAUAUGCAAAAAAAUAAAAAAACAUAGAAAAACGUAUUUUCCUCCGAUAUGGCUACAUAAACUGUUCUAUUGUUUUUUUUAUUUACUGUUACAUGUAAAUCGAUAGAUUCCACAUUUCACAGAGUUAAAUUAUUUAGUUAAAAUAUUAUAUUUUCAAUAUUUUGAGCCAAACCCCUAUAUCACAUAACAUUCUACAAUUUGACCCACAUGUAUGCAUACGAUAUGUACCACCACAUCAACCCGUUACGGGAGCAUAAAGAAAAAAAAUUUAACAUCGAAUGAGAAUAAAAGAGGUUAUGCUAAGAAAACAAUAUCAAACCUUGUCAAAAAAAAAGAGAACAAUAUCAAACCUAAUUCCAAUUCUUAACGAUGAAAAGUCAGGAGUUGUUUGGUCCUACUUCCAAUAAUUAUGCACUCACUACUCUUAAACCUUUUCACAUAACCAGGCAUGUCUAUAUCUAUCCAUGUAUGAUUUUGUAUAUUAUAUUAUUUAUUACUUGCCUUUCUAAUUUGUAUAUUAGUUGUGGCCCAUCCAUUCUCAAAUCACACUUUUAAACAACUCUUUCACUUUUGUUCUUGUGUUAUUAUAAGUGUGAAAGCUUAAUUCUUCUCCGUUCUCUCUAGGUGUUUUAUGGAUUACACCUUUCACACUACUAUUUGGUAUAGAAUUUGCCUUGUUUUUGCAAGUGCUAUGAUUGAAUUCAAUCAAUGGGUGAUAAGAAAAUUGACCCAAUAGAAAAAUAAUAAUAUUUACAGUUGUCAAAUGACCUAAAUCUAUAUAUACUUUGGUGAGAUUUGCACAUCCCCAAAUAACCCAAAAACUAAAUAAAUAAAUAAAUAAAAAAGAAAGAAAAGAAUAUGAUUGUCAUCGUUUUGCAAUCCAAAAUCUAAUUGGGUUACAUUAUCUUUUAUUUUUGCGCGCCUAAUUUUGUAUAAUAAUAUAUAUUUUAAUGAUUUCAAAACUAUUUAUGUGUGUUUUUAGAAGAAACAAUAUUAGCAAAUAUGAAGAAAUUUAAAAUUUAUUUUACUUUAUUUAUCAUUUUUUGAACUUAUUUUUACAAUUAGCAAAAGUUAAAUAUAUGUAUAAAAACAUCACACAACCAAUAUUUGUUUAUGAAUAUCAUGCUCUUAAAAAUGAGUUUUUUUGUUACAGUUAUAUCCAGUUGUGGAAAAUGCAUUUGGAAUUUGUAGAUUACUUUAGCUUAUUUCUUGGGUGACCUUUGCUGAAGAUGUGAAAACACCUCAAGACUUGUCAAAAAAGAAGGUGUAAGUGAAGCUAAGUGUGAUUACUACCUUGUUCUUUGCAACCAUAGCUGUGGCUGCACUUUUCAUAUCUAGGGCCAUGUAAACGGGUGUAAGGUAGAUUUCUAGGGCCUUUCACUUUAAUGGAUUUACUUCCAUUAUUUUCAAGCAAGUAAGACAUAUCUCAAGAAAUUAAAUGAUACCUUUAAAAUUUACUUUACAUUUUUAUUUUAUAACACCUAUUUUAACAUUGCAUUCACCUUUGUACAAAUUUAAUUGUAUUACUACAUAACCAAGACGUUUUGUUGUUCUAAAUUUGGUUUUCUUCAUUUUGGAUUUAAAAUACAAAACAGAAAAAAAUGACAUUUUUAAUUAUAAUUUACACAUUUCUAAAAAAUUCACAUUUCUGUUAUAGUUUUGUCGUUGAAGGCAUAUAUGAAAACAUAAAACUUUUAGUUAGUUUUGCGUUCCCUUACAUUAACAAACGGAACACGAUUUUUGGAUGUAUUACUUCAGUGAACAGAAACUGAUUUUGCUUUACAGAGCAAUGGUGUAUUAUGUUUGACUGAAACCCAGUAUGAAUCAGUCUAAAACCAAUUUUGCGUUGUCUGAACCGAACCAAAUAAAAUUUCAUUGAAGAACAUACUGGAUGGGACAAAAAGUUAAACCAGCCCUGUAAGCAUACAAUAACCUCUUGUUUCUAUGAUUCAGCCCUUUUUCAGAUGCUUCAGGACCCUAUAUGCACAACCCGUUUGAUAUCACUCAAAUUAUCCUAAAAAGUGAAUUACUCUCUCAAAUAAAAGGUUCAGUUGUAGUACUUAGGGAUCAAAUCCACAGAGAGAUAGGAAACCUAAUAAAUCUAAUCAGAUUUGUUAAGCUAUGUUGUUUAAUGUUUUAAAUGUAAAGUUGCGGGUUUGUGAACAAGUGAAUAUUCGAUUGAUUGAUUGGAGUUUUGGUACAUAAAUAAAAAUAGCGAGACUUACGGUUUUUAUUUAGGAAAUAAAAGAUUAUAAUCCUACAGAUGCCUAAUAAGUAGUAUGCAUGAUAUUAUAGAGCUCAACACUUAAUAAUAAACCAUUAGGCUUUCGCUUUGUCUAUUGACCAGUGUCGAUCGAUUAUCAUAUAGGAAUAUCGAUCGAUACACUUGUUGAAACGUCGACCAAUUAUUCGAUUGGAAUAUCGAUCGACGCACUUGUUGAAACGUCGACCAAUUAUUCGAUUGGAAUAUCGAUCGACGCUCUUGGUCAAGCGUUAAUGCGCAGAUUGAAUAUGCUCACUAAGCUUCCUAGCUGAGCUCUCGCCUACUCUAGCAAUCUUAGCUCAGUUAGGAUGGAUUCAAGGUGAGAUGCAAGCUAUCGCUUAUGUCUACAGUUCCUAGGGAAAAUUCUAGGUAGCUAGUCUAGAAACAUGCAUUAAUGACAAUCCUAAAGAUGAAUAUCACAACUUAGCAAUCUAUAGUUGGGGCUAAUCCCUCAUAACCUAUUUAAACCCUAAAUCUAACAACAGAACUACUCAGACAUGGUCAAGCAAUUCAUAACAGCAAUAAAGUAUAAAAACUGCAUAGAUAAAUAGAUAGAUAUCAAUGGAGUUCCAAUCACAAAUCUCUUUGGAUCUUCUCUCCAAUCUACUAAAAAUCCUAGAAAACUUUUGUUGUAAAAUCAGUAAAACAAGAAAGCACACUUUGCCUCUAACAUGUUGGCAAAGCUUAUAUAAUUAGGUUAAAACUCGUCAGGGGUAAUCUUGUAAGUAGGUGAAGACUUGGGCUCUAUGUCUGCUGAGACCAAACGGGCUUUCUGCGCGCUUCGCUGUCGAUCAAUGUCACGAUGUGAACAUCGAUCGAUUAUUCUUCUUCAGUGUCGACCGAUGGUCGUGCUCGAUGAUCAUCUCGGGUGCUUACUCCAAAAAUCUCCAAAAUGCUCCAAAAUCAUCAUUUUUCUCCAAAUCACUCAUGAUCCUAUAAAUAUGCUAAAUAGACUCUAUAAUAUAAUAAUUAAUAGUUAAAACACUUAUAAACCAUGGGUAAAAGUGGGUAAAAUACAUGGUCCAUCACCCGUCUCUAUUAAUAAGAAGAACAAUUAGAAGCAAAUCAAAACUGAGAACAGUAAUAUCUAUAGAUUAACAAAAAAAAAAUAUUUUGAGGAAAAAAAUAGUAUAACUAAAAGAUAUCUACAAUGGGAAGGCUACCAACUACUAAUGCUACAUCGAGAGCAAAAGAUCCGGUAGUGUAUAAGGUGACAUAUCUAGGAGGAACCUGAAACCAAAAGGAGUGAACCAAUCUCUUCUGGUGUCAAUGGUUUACAUCCUUUGUUUCUUAGUUCUCCAUCUGGGGACCGUGAGUCUUAGGCUCUUCCUUGACAAAUCACCUGAGACAAAGUGAACAACGGGAAAUUUCAUGUUUGUUCAAAACCUGCUCUAGAUCAUUAAGCAGAGACAAUGAUGUUGGUAACUCUAUAAGUCUAGAGAAAGAAGUCAUUCAACAUGAUGGCAGCAAUGAGAGAAUGUAAGAGAUGAGUCACCUAAAAACUGUUACUAGUAAAUCAAACUGAUUUUUCAAUGGUUGAAUAUGAUGGUUGUUGCACGAUUAGAUGUUGGACUUCUUGUUAACGAUCAUCUUUUUGUGAUGAAGAGUUUUAGUUAGGUCCAAAUCUGCAAUUGUUCUAGUGACGAAGCUAUUAGCGACAAUCUAUUGAACAACUCAAAUACACAUGAUUUCUCACAUCAAACAACAAAAAUAAGAUCAUGAGCAAAUGAUAAAAGUAUUAAAAAUAUAAUGAGCUGAUAGAUAAAUAGAUACAUACUUGGAUUAGAUAAAUUAAGAUCUUAGGCUUAAGUUGUGCAGUACAUGGUGUAUUUCUUGGUAUUUGUGUUGAGUUUCCUCUUUCUUCUUUGUUGUGUAUCCAACCACUGUAUCAGCAGCCGCUGCUGAUUUCUUUUCCUAUUUCCGUUAAAUACUCAAAUUUCUCUAAACUUUGUUACCUGCAGUUUCUCUAGCUUCAAGAGCUUUGUGUAAGUGUAGUCUUUUUCUCUUGCACUCUUUUUUUGAACAUCAUCUUGCAUCGUAUUUAGCUCUCUUUUAGUGAGUCCCACAAAUAUUCGAUAAGAUUAUAGAAAGAGAUAUCAUUGCAGCCAUCUUAUACUAAUGCUACAAACUAUAAACAAACACUUGAUUGACUCUUGGUUUACCAAUUUCUUGUUGCAAGGUUUCAGGUUUUUCUCGUAGUCAACCUUGCGCAUUUUAGCCUCAACAAUAUGCGGUUCUUUGUCCAUAAUUAUUGUGAAAUUCAAGUAUUAUAUUCAGUUUUAGAACAUUUAAACUGAGAUAAAGUACGUACAACAUUUGUCAAGAAUUUCCAUUGUAUCCAGAAGCUUUUCCAGCUUGUUUAUCCAUACAAAUUUAAAGUUAGUAUGCCUUUGAAGAUGAACCUAAGGUACAAAAUAACUUUGAAGGUGAGAAAGAAACACUCACAGCAGCAACAUAUUUGUUCAUGGGAAUCUUUUUCUUGAAAGUCUCUCGUAAAUCUUCACUUCAGAUCUUAAAAACUUGUGAUGGAAACCUUGAAUCAAGCUUGACUGUAAUUUUAGACGUUGUGGCUUUUAGGCUCAUUAAAGUAGGCACACAUAGAAUCAAUCAAAAGAAAAAUGUAUAAAUCAAGUUUAUGAGUACCUUCUCGUCAAGUAGAACCAUGUCGACUCCAAUUAGGUCGCAUCCUUUAAUAUUGCGAGCCUCCCAGAAACGAAUCAGCGGUGUAACCACAACAACCUUACAUCGUCCACCCAUCAAUCGGAAAGGAGGAUUCAAGAAUUAGCCAUAACUAGAAGCUAAGUUUGAAUUUGUUUUGUGAGAUUGGAAAAUGCAGAAACUAUAAGUUUUCUUUGCAGCAAGAAGCCGAUAUAUACAUCGUUGACUCUUUACCGAGAAGGUGGAGCAUCUCAACUGAAGAGUACUUAGUGGGUGAUAUUGUUUAUAUGAUACAUAGAAACGGAGACGGGUACGUGGAAGCGUAAGCGCAUAAGCGAGGUUUUAAAAAAAAAUUAGGAAACGGGUACGAGUUGGAAGCGUAUAUCCAUAUAUCCAUAUAUACAUACAUAUAUAUAUAUAUAUAUAUAUAUAUAUCAAAAUAUAAAAAAAUAGGACUAAAAAUUAUAUGAUUUAAAUUUAAAAUAAAGUAUUUAUUCUUUUAUAAAUAAUUUUGAAAUGAUUUCAUAUUAAAACUGUGAAAAAUACACAUAAAUUAAGUUUAAAAUUGAUUAUUAUAUCAAUUAUUUUAAUACUUCAUAAAUAAUUGACCCAGUAUAUUUGAUUAUAGCUAUAUCUUUAAUAAAAAUCUCAGUUCAUCAAGAUAAUUUAUAGUAUUAAUUUUGAUGUUUGUAUAUUUUUAUUCCCUCUAUUUCAUUACUAUUAAAAUUUGGAUUAUAUCAAUUAAAAACUAUGAUUUUAUAUUUUCAUCGAUUUAUGACAUUGUGUUAAAAAAAACAGAAGCGUGACUCCAAAAUAUAAUCGUAAGCUUCCAAAAUGUUUUAACAGAGUAUAUUUUAGAAUAGUUUUGGAAGCGAGAUUCUGUAAGCUUUCACAAGGUUUUGAUUCUGAUUUCGAAGCGGGAAGUGGACAUUUGUUGAAGCUUCCGUGCAACCUAGGAUUGAUUGUAUGUCAUUUAUAAUGAGUUAUACCGUCAAAGCCAGAAGGAGUGAGAAAGAAGAAGAGCUGUCGACCGUUGUACACAACAUUAUCAUCUCUUAGGUUUCUGAAUGUGGCUGUCCGGCGAGCUUGCAUAUUGAGCUAAUGGGUCAAAUAAAAUUAGAAAGUCUGGAUAAAUAAAAUAGAUUUAUCAGCCUACUAAACAAAUAGAUGACUUUAGGUGCUUUAAUUAUAAUGUAACAUGUGUCAUCAAAAAAACCCGAAAGAGAGAGAGAAGUCUAUUUUAUAGGUAUAUAGAUAUGUACAAACCCCUCUGUUCGAAAACGCGGACUAGGCGGCCGCCUGUCCAGCGAGUACAUGCUUGGCGGUCAACUAUCUGGGCGGAUUGACCCUAAUCGAUGAUAAAAUCAGAUUUAUCAAAAAAAAAAGAUUUUUGUUUAGUUUUGUGUUAAAAUCAUGUGUAUUUUAGUUGGAUCUAUGAAAAUUUGAAUUAUAAAGUGAUGAAAUCGUGUGUUAAUGAGUG
Brassica rapa (field mustard) is the source of this 14158-nucleotide messenger RNA. RefSeq names its product protein NRT1/ PTR FAMILY 8.4. Gene Ontology annotation, cellular component: membrane. The record is from RefSeq and is a predicted model, not a curated record. Lineage: Eukaryota; Viridiplantae; Streptophyta; Magnoliopsida; Brassicales; Brassicaceae. Gene Ontology annotation, biological process: oligopeptide transport; transmembrane transport. Gene Ontology annotation, molecular function: transmembrane transporter activity.